This is a messenger RNA of Lagenorhynchus albirostris (white-beaked dolphin), 1212 nucleotides long. It is a transcript of the gene ASPNAT, whose product is annotated as N-acetyltransferase 8 like. Gene Ontology annotation, cellular component: mitochondrial membrane. The coding region runs from base 1 to 909 and encodes 302 amino acids. The record is from RefSeq and is a predicted model, not a curated record. The transcript is spliced from 3 exons. NCBI's taxonomy places the organism in Eukaryota, Metazoa, Chordata, Mammalia, Artiodactyla, Delphinidae. Gene Ontology annotation, molecular function: L-aspartate N-acetyltransferase activity.
AUGCAUUGUGGGCCUCCCGACAUGGUCUGCGAGACGAAGAUCGUGGCCGCCGAGGACCAUGAGGCGCUGCCGGGGGCCAAGAAGGACGCGCUGCUCGCCGCCGCCGGCGCCAUGUGGCCCCCGCUGCCCGCCGCUCCUGGGCCGGCCGCCGCCCCCGCCGCGCCCCCGCCCGCGCCGGGCCCCCAGCCCCUCGGCGGCGCGGGGGGCGCGGAGCCUCCGGAGGGGCGCGGCGUGUACAUCCGCGAGAUCCGUGCGGCGGAGCAGGAGGCGGCGCGCCGCAUCUUCUACGACGGCAUCAUGGAGCGCAUCCCCAACACGGCCUUCCGCGGCCUGCGGCACCACCCGCGCACGCAGCUGCUCUACGCCCUGCUGGCCGCGCUCUGUUUCGCCCUGACCCGCUCGCUGCUGCUGACGUGCCUGGUGCCGGCAGGGCUGCUGGGCCUGCGUUAUUACUACAGCCGGAAGGUGGUCCUCGCCUACCUGGACUGCGCGCUGCACACAGACAUGGCCGACAUCGAGCAGUAUUACAUGAAGCCCCCUGGCUCCUGCUUCUGGGUGGCCGUGUUGGAUGGCAACGUGGUGGGCAUCGUGGCAGCGCGGGCCCACGCGGCGGACAACACGGUGGAGCUGCUACGCAUGUCGGUGGACUCACGCUUCCGUGGCAAGGGCAUCGCCAAGGCGCUGGGCCGUAAGGUGCUGGAGUUCGCCCUGGUGCACGACUACUCUGCGGUAGUGUUAGGCACGACAGCCGUCAAGGUGGCCGCCCACAAGCUCUACGAGUCGCUGGGCUUCAGGCAUAUGGGCUCAAGUGACCGCUACGUGAUGCCUGGCAUGACCCUCUCGCUGGCCGAGCGCCUCUUCUUCCAGGUCCGCUACCACCGCUACCGCCUGCAGCUGCGCGAGGAGUGACCGCCACCCACCUGCCCGCUGCCCCGCCCACCGCUCCGUCCGCCUGUGCCCUCCUGCCCGCCGCCCGGGCCGCUUUCAGACGCUCACCUUGGCGUUUGUGUUGGGUUUUUCCUUUUUCGGCACCACACGGUUCUUUGGCUGGUUCUUGGGGGGGUGCGGGGCCGUUGCUCAUCCGUGACACUUGGGGAGGUGGGUUGUUCCCAGCCACGCCCCUUGCCCUCCCCAGUCUGCUGGGGCCGCAUCCUGAAGAGUGACAGCGUGGACCACCGCGAGCCCACGCAGCUGCCCGGCCCUGGCGCGAGG